AUGGCAGAUAAUAAUUUUGUGAUUUUAGAAAAGAUUGAGAGAUUGAUAGAAACAUCGGAAUAUAGUAGGGCAUUGGAGUUGAUUGAAGAAUUGCCAAAAGAUCGGUGGUAUUGGAUGGAUGUAUACCCGUAUAGAGGAUACAUACUGUAUCAUCAGGACAAGUAUGAGGAUUCAGUUACAUUUUUGAAUGACCUUAUAAAGCGAUAUCCUGAAAGUAAGAUAGCAAAGAGGUUUCUUUAUAAAGGACUCAUGAAGAUUAAUAGAUUCAGGCAGUCUUUUGAUGUUGCAAAACAAUGUUGGAAAGAGGGUGACUGUAGGAGAUCUACGCUUAUUUGGAUAUUGGCAUAUUCUUUUGUGUUCCAAGAAUAUGAUAUGUUGGAUGUUGUCUCUAUACAUACAGAGUCGCAGUUAAUUAUUUCGCUUGGAUAUAUGUGUGCAGGUCGAUUUGAGCGUGCAGUUGAAUUAAUGAAUGAGAUUUCAGGGCAUGAGGAAGCAAAAUAUUAUCUUGAUGCAUUUCUUUCUAUUUGCACCAGGUCUUUAUGGAUGCUGGAUUAUGCAUGGUGCAUUGACGAGAGUGUGAUGAUCAGACAGAUAAAUAUGCAUGAAAACAAAGGAUCAAUGUUUAGUAAGGUAGUAAGGCAGGGAUGUGAAUAUGUAGAUGAAAAGGUUUUAUAUGUAGCGAAGCACUCGCUGAGUAAAGAAGAGUAUGCAUUAUUUGAAGCAAGAUUCAGGAUAUCUGAUAUAACAUGCAUGCACACCUGCAACAGGAGAUGUUUGAUACGAAAGCUACGGAUGAGGCAUGAAGAAAUAAUGUAUUAUAGAAAUAGAAAACCUGAUUUAGUAGAUGAGCAUACUGCACUGCACAAUGCCUCUGAGCAUACGAGAAGUGUUAAACAUCAAGAAAGAUAUUCUGAAUUGAAUCAUGCUCUUGAUUCAUUAAGUGAUAAUUGCUACAAAGGUGUCAUGGAGAUCAAGAGCAUUUACACAAGGAAUGACUGUACAGACAUUGGUGAGUAUUUGAAAGAAAAGCAAAACAUUUUUGUGUUAAAUAAGAUACGUAACGCGUAUUCACUGAAUGGCAAUGCUAUGGAAUCAUCUAGAUAUGCAUUUCUAGAAAGAUGUGUUUAUUUGAGUUAUUUCAAAGAUACUUUUGAGCAUUUGCUGAAGCAGAUUGAUGGUGGAAUGGUUAGUGUAAUUAUAGAGGUGCUCAACAGUAGAAUGUUUCGAUAUCUAUCUGAUUGUUGUAGUAUGGAUGAGAAUUAUGGUAUAUAA
Molecule: messenger RNA, 1272 nt
Organism: Ordospora colligata OC4
Lineage: Eukaryota; Fungi; Microsporidia; Ordosporidae
Exons: 1
Coding region: 1-1272 (423 amino acids)
Molecular function (GO): protein binding
Source: RefSeq, a predicted model, not a curated record